This is a messenger RNA of Camarhynchus parvulus, 3145 nucleotides long. It is a transcript of the gene DYNC1I1, whose product is annotated as dynein cytoplasmic 1 intermediate chain 1. The transcript has 19 exons. Gene Ontology annotation, cellular component: cytoplasmic dynein complex. Bases 413 to 2299 code for a protein of 628 amino acids. Gene Ontology annotation, molecular function: dynein heavy chain binding; dynein light chain binding. Gene Ontology annotation, biological process: transport along microtubule. The record is from RefSeq and is a predicted model, not a curated record. Lineage: Eukaryota; Metazoa; Chordata; Aves; Passeriformes; Thraupidae.
CGGCAGCAGCAGCUCUCGGGAGGAGCCUGUCCACCGUGAGACAGCAUAUUCAGCCGGCGGCGGCGGUCCUGCCGCAGCGGCGGCGGCACGGCUCGGCUCGGCUCGGCGCAGCUACUGGCAGCAGCCCUUCAGUCAGCGGGACAUCCCUCUGCUCCCCCGGCGGCGAGGGCUCGGUGAGGGCUGCAAGGCGCCGGGAGCGAGGGCUCGGUGAGGGCUGCAAGGCGCCGGAGCCGCUCCGCAUCUCCCGGGCGCCGGCGGAGACUGUUUUGAAGAUUGGGUCUUACCAUCAUCCUCCUUGUUGAGCAGGACUUCUGAGGGCCAGUGUAUUUUUCCAACUUCAGGUUCCUGGUUCCUGUUAUGCCUCCCAUAGAUAAAAGCCUUGCUUUAGCAGCUGUCUUCAGGCACAGUCAAAAUGUCAGACAAAAGUGAUUUAAAAGCAGAACUUGAGCGCAAAAAACAACGUUUGGCUCAGAUAAGAGAAGAAAAGAAACGGAAGGAGGAAGAAAGGAAGAAAAAAGAGGCUGAUCUACAGCAGAAGAAGGAGCCGGCUCAGGAAGAUUCUGACCUAGACCGUAAAAGAAGAGAGACAGAAGCUUUGUUACAGAGCAUUGGCAUAUCCCCAGAACCACCUCUAGUCCCAACCCCUAUGUCUCCCUCUUCGAAAUCAGUGAGCACACCCAGUGACGCAGGCAGCCAGGACUCAGGGGAUCUGGGACCCAUAGGAAGGACCUUGCAAUGGGACACAGACCCCUCAGUGCUGCAACUCCAGUCUGACUCUGAACUUGGACGCAGACUGCACAAACUAGGGGUGUCAAAGAUUACCCAGGUCGAUUUCUUACCUCGGGAGGUGGUAUCAUACUCCAAGGAGACACAGACACCUCUGGCCACACAUCAAUCUGAAGAGGAUGAAGAUGAUGAAGAGAUGGUGGAGCCAAAAACACAGGAUGACUUAGAGACAGAAAAUCAAGACCAGAAGCAGGAAGUGAAAGAAGCUCCUCCUAGAGAACUAACAGAAGAAGAAAAGCAACAAGUUCUCCAUUCAGAAGAAUUCCUGAUAUUUUUUGACCGCACAAUACGUGUAAUUGAGCGAGCUUUGGCUGAAGAUUCUGACAUCUUCUUUGACUAUAGUGGCAGAGACGUAGAAGAAAAAGAUGGAGAUGUUCAAGCAGGAGCCAACCUCUCCUUUAACCGGCAAUUCUAUGAUGAGCACUGGUCAAAGCAUCGGGUCGUCACCUGCAUGGAUUGGUCUCUUCAGUACCCUGAAUUGAUGGUUGCAUCGUACAACAAUAAUGAAGAUGCUCCACAUGAGCCUGAUGGGGUAGCCUUGGUGUGGAACAUGAAGUUCAAGAAAACUACACCAGAAUAUGUGUUCCAUUGUCAGUCCUCCGUGAUGUCAGUCUGUUUUGCCCGCUUUCACCCAAACCUGGUCGUUGGUGGAACAUAUUCUGGCCAGAUUGUCCUGUGGGAUAAUCGCAGUCACAGGCGCACUCCGGUUCAGAGAACCCCCCUGUCUGCUGCUGCUCACACGCAUCCUGUGUAUUGUGUGAAUGUAGUUGGAACACAGAAUGCACACAAUCUUAUUACUGUCUCUACGGAUGGCAAAAUGUGCUCCUGGAGCCUGGACAUGCUCUCAACUCCACAGGAGAGCAUGGAGCUGGUAUACAAUAAGUCCAAACCAGUGGCGGUCACAGGAAUGGCUUUUCCAACUGGAGAUGUCAAUAACUUUGUCGUGGGCAGUGAAGAGGGAACAGUCUACACAGCCUGUCGUCAUGGAAGUAAAGCUGGCAUUGGUGAAAUUUUUGAAGGCCACCAAGGACCUGUCACAGGAAUCAAUUGUCACAUGGCAGUGGGUCCAAUAGACUUUUCCCAUCUCUUUGUCACGUCAUCAUUUGACUGGACAGUGAAACUGUGGACCACAAAGCACAACAAGCCGCUCUACUCCUUUGAAGACAAUGCCGACUAUGUCUACGAUGUCAUGUGGUCGCCAGUGCAUCCCGCGCUCUUCGCCUGCGUGGACGGGAUGGGGCGCCUGGAUCUGUGGAACCUGAAUAACGACACCGAGGUUCCCACAGCCAGUGUCACCAUAGAAGGAGCAUCUGCCCUCAACCGCGUGCGCUGGGCCCAGGCUGGGAAGGAGGUCGCAGUUGGUGACUCAGAAGGCCGCAUAUGGGUCUAUGAUGUUGGAGAGCUGGCUGUGCCACACAACGACGAGUGGACGCGCUUUGCCCGGACCUUGGUGGAGAUCCGCGCCAACCGAGCCGACAGCGAGGAGGAGGGGGCGGUGGAGCUCUCGGCAUAGAGGGAGAGGAGCAGCGCCUGCCAGAGCAGCAGCUUCCCUCGCCGGGUGCGCCAGUGUUUGGUGUCAGAUCAGUCCUGCUGUGGCUUUUGAUGCCAGUGUACAUGCCAGUAUUGCUCAAAGCAUUCCAUGUUAAUCACACUGCUUUACACAAGGCUGAAAAUAUCCAGAGCAUUUUCAUACUUUAUAUUUCUGUCUGAAAAGUAAGAAAGAAAAGACAAAUCAACCCUUUAUGGGUUUAGUUGUUGCCUUUUAACUACUUAGUAGCUGUAUUUAAUAGCUAGGAACCCCUGGUUAAACUUGUGCUCACAUUGCCCUUCUGGCAUAGUCCUAUUAAAUCCAUAUGAAGCCAGAUAUGAUUAUGUGCAGAUGUGGUGUGCUUCACUGUAUGGGACUGGGCCAAAGACUUUAGAUGUGGUGUAUCACAUGGUGACUUACAUUAUGAAUGGAUGUACUAUACGAAAGUUGCUGCUCCUUAUUUAUUGCGGUGUGCUGCAUGGAACAUAUUUAUUUGAAAGCAUUAAAAUAAACGAUCCUAAAGCAUGUGCAUAAUGAGAGAACUGCAUUGUCUGUGUGCUGCUGUAGAGGUUACAUUAAAGUCCACGUAACAAUUACAGUACAUCAGUUGUGCUUAAGAUGUAAGAUCUAUACAGGUUGGCUUGAGUGGAUGGAAUGAGCUCCCUUUCCUUUUUUUUUUAAGAUGCCUAUUAUUUCUAGGCACUUUAACUAUAUUUCAGAUACAGUUGGUCACUGAUACUUGUCAUGCAAGUUAACACUAAAAGUCUGACAAAGGGUUGUGGUUCCCAAGUAUGACACCAGUAUUGCCAAUAAAAUGUAUCAGGCCUGUUC